AUGCCUACAAACGCUGGGCACAAGAUGCUACCUCUGCAUUCUAUUCUGAAUCCUGCUUUGUCCGGGCCCUCCGGGCCUAUUUUCCGACAGUCUGACCCGGUUAUGGCAAUACCAUCGAUACCAUUGCCGUCGGGAGCAUCACGAACGACGACGGAUGGACCAAUGCCUACCCAGAAGGCGAAACCACAGGGAAGCGCUGACAAUAUGCCCAAGCCGAAGCUGCAUGGCCCAGUCAAUUUCGCCCCUUUUGAGGAUGUCGACCAAGCAUCGUAUCGAGAGGUUCAAAGGUUUCAAGUCAGUCCGUUUGGACAAAUACGACAGAGUUGCGACCAUAUCCCUUACAGUAGCUCAAAGAAGGACUUUUUCGGAAAGACGGGAAGAGAGAGCAUCGAAGUUUUCAAGUAUGAGUUUUGUUAUAACGAGGCCAUCUAUACCGUCAUGUGGGACUAUAAUGUUGGUCUUGUUCGCAUGACUCCAUUCUUCAAGUGUUUGGGUUAUGCAAAGACCAAACCAUCCCAGAUGCUGGAUAGAAAUCCGGGAUUAAGAGAAAUAUCGCCCAGCAUUACUGGAGGCGCCGUGUCGGCUCAAGGAUAUUGGAUGCCAUACUCUUGUGCAAGAGCUGUAUGUGCGACGUUUUGCACGAGAAUCGCGGGUGCAUUGAUACCGCUCUUUGGCCCGUCGUUUCCCUCUCAGUGCACUCCUUCCGACUCUCCUUAUUACAACGAGAUGGUGAUUAGUCGGCGAAUUAUCAUGGAGGCCACUGAAGACGUCGCAAGAUUUCGCUAUGGACAGGAACAAGGAAAUCGAAUUGCAAAGGCUGUUGGUGGAAUACGUGGCCCUCUGGUGCUUGGAGACUAUCCCCUACGAGGCAAACGGGAAAGCCAGCCAACGCCCUCCUUCAGACUACCGUCGCGCCCUCAACCGCCGCGUUCUCAGCGUUUGAUCACCUCGAUUCCCGAGACUACCUUUGGUCACCAUCCUAUGGCAAUUUCGGCUCCGAGUACGGCAUGCGAAGCCCGCGAAGCCAACCUCUUUUCUCGAAUGAACAUGAACAUGACUGGUAGAUCUGUUCUCGAUCCUAAGCUUUUCCAGCCACCGAGCUCUUUGUUCGAUGUGUCCCCACGAACCGAGACGAGCGAAUCUGAGAAGAAGCAUAUUGAGAAAUGGAGACCGAAGCGGCGUAGACGAGCUCAUAACGAGGAUGGAACAGGGUCUUCGCAUGCUCCACUUGUGGAAGCGUACGAGAAGAGACGACCACAGGUUGAACUGGAGCAAUUCAGAGCAGCCGCAGCACUGCUGAGCUUGCAUAGAGAGCCCCGAUAUGCAGAACAUUCCUCUACGAUAGCGGUGGAAACAUCGGACGACGACUUUCCGGAACGGCGUCACCAGAAGAAGCGACCAAAGGCACAUUCCUUUUAA
Molecule: messenger RNA, 1419 nt
Organism: Trichoderma aggressivum f. europaeum
Lineage: Eukaryota; Fungi; Ascomycota; Sordariomycetes; Hypocreales; Hypocreaceae
Exons: 4
Coding region: 1-1419 (472 amino acids)
Cellular component (GO): MBF transcription complex; SBF transcription complex
Molecular function (GO): DNA binding; transcription regulator activity
Source: RefSeq, a predicted model, not a curated record